Sesamum indicum (sesame) is the source of this 1482-nucleotide messenger RNA. RefSeq names its product fruit protein pKIWI502. Gene Ontology annotation, molecular function: oxidoreductase activity. NCBI's taxonomy places the organism in Eukaryota, Viridiplantae, Streptophyta, Magnoliopsida, Lamiales, Pedaliaceae. The record is from RefSeq and is a predicted model, not a curated record.
ACAGUAGCUACAGCGGACCAGCGCACACGCGAACCUUCCCACUCCUUCACCCCGCCGCCCGCGGCGGGCGCUUUUUGGUCGCCUCUACGACAAACUCAAACUGUACAAAAUCAACUAUCCCGAAACAUCUCUAUUUGCCCAAAUUCCGUUCCCCCCAUUCAGCUCCCAUGCUCCGUUCUCCACCCUGUCUCUCCGCCACCUACCCAUGACCCUCUCCAGACUCAAACCGCUCCGCCGCCUCUCGCACCACCUUCACCGCCGCAGCCUUGCUUUAACCGCCGCCGCCGUCCGCCAAGACACCACCCACUGGACCCAAACCCCGUUGGUGAAGGUCACUCCUGCUGCUGAGUCGUUAUUCCAUAUCAGCGUCGACAUCUCCGAUUACCCCGAGCUCGCCACUUCUUAUACUAAAGCCGGCCAAUAUUUACAGCUUCGUCUCCACGAUCCCCGCACCAGACCAGCGUUCUUCGCCAUUGCGUCGCCUCCGUCAAUUACAGCCUCGGAAGGCGUUUUCGAAUUUUUGGUGAAGUCCAUCCCGGGCUCCACAGCCGAGCUCCUUUGCGGGCUACAGAAAGGUGAUGUUGUGGAAUUAAGUCCGGCCAUGGGAAAAGGUUUCGAUAUCGAUCGGAUCUCCCCGCCGGAGAAUUAUCAGACGGUUCUCAUUUUCGCCACGGGAUCCGGAAUCAGCCCAAUACGAUCUUUGAUUGAGGCAGGCUUCGGUGCUGAUCGGAGAUCUGAUGUCAGACUCUAUUAUGGUGCCAGAAACCUUCAUAGAAUGGCAUAUCAGGAGAGAUUUAAAGACUGGGAAUCUUCUGGUGUGAAUAUUGUGCCAGUGCUGUCUCAGCCAGAUGAUAGUUGGAUAGGGGAGCGAGGUUAUGUACAGGCAGCGUUUGCUAGAGCGAAAAGAACCUUCAGCCCUCGGUCUACUGGUGCAGUGCUCUGUGGGCAUAAGCAGAUGGCUGAGGAGGUCACUUCUGUUCUUGUAUCAGAUGGAGUGUCAAGUGAAAAGAUUUUGAAGAACUUUUAAGAACCAUAUGUUUGGAACGUUUAACCAUGUAUCAUUUUUUUUUUCUACAUCUUGUGCUAAGUAUUGAGGAUCAGCUUAAAUUACAGAAUAAAACCAUCUUGUCAGAAUAUGAGCAUACAUCCACUUGAAGCAGGCAUCCAGUUUAGAGGGUAGUCAUCACACUCAAGUUUGGUGUUUCAGCAUUGAGUAAAGGCAUUAGUCCUUAUCAGUGCAAGCAGGCAUCCUGUUUAGAGGCCUAACCACUGCACUUGAUUUUAGUAUUUUAUUAUUCAUAUUUUUCGAGGGUCACAGGUCAAGUAACCGACUAUUGGUCCUGUAUUUGCGAUAUCUUAAUUUAGAAAUACAUCUCACAGAGGAGAGUUUCCCCAUUUGUUUUUACAUACAAUGUCGCGUGUAAUCAUGGAUACUUACAUUUGUGCUUCUGCUGUUGGCAGCAGCUUUUUAUUCUGUGUCAA